Messenger RNA from Osmia lignaria (orchard mason bee), 2653 nucleotides. It is a transcript of the gene akirin, whose product is annotated as akirin. Gene Ontology annotation, cellular component: nucleus; chromatin. Gene Ontology annotation, biological process: positive regulation of transcription by RNA polymerase II; positive regulation of innate immune response. NCBI's taxonomy places the organism in Eukaryota, Metazoa, Arthropoda, Insecta, Hymenoptera, Megachilidae. The record is from RefSeq and is a predicted model, not a curated record. Gene Ontology annotation, molecular function: transcription coregulator activity.
UGCGACGUAUACAUUUCGGAAUGCAAGCAGUGCCCAGUGAAAAGAUGGUGCUUUGAUGGUUGAGACAUUCGUUCCGUGGUUGUUCCUAGCCGACAAACCGUGGUUGCCAGCCAUAUUGUUUUACCGCAGUGUUUGUUUUGGUGCAGCUCAGUCAAAGUACGAAGAAAUCCGAGGAGAUCAGCACGAAGGAAGUCAGAAGAACUAGAGUGCAGUUAGAGAAUCUAUUCAGACAGUGCGCGUAUACGGUGGUUUUGCUGUAUUUUUCGGCAUAAUCAUCGUUACUCGCGGGCUAAACCCAUAAUUUGGGUGUCAGUCGUGAACAGGACGGUAAACGAGAGAAAUGGCCUGCGCCACUCUAAAGAGAUCUUUGGAGUUCGACCCGGUGCAUAGUCAUGGUCGCCCUAGUAAACGACGAAGAUGUGUACCAAUGUGUGUCUCUCCCGGUACAUCAACGCAAGCCAAUUCCAGGCCACAAAAUCCAUCGCCUUUUGGCGAAGUAACCCAUAAACUUACCCCUGAAAAAAUGGCUGCCAAUAUAAGAGAAGAGAUUCGGAGACUGCAUCGACGCAAACAGUUGCAUUUUAGUCCACAAAACAAUGGUGGUGAUUCUUCAGAUAUGGAGGGUCCUGCUAGUCCUUCAAGCCCAUCUGCAUGUGGUUCAAAUUCAUAUAGUUAUAGCCCUAGUGGAAAAGAAAAACCCUUAUUUACAUUCAGACAAGUUGGUUUGAUCUGUGAACGUAUGCUUAAGGAACAAGAAACACAGAUUCGAGAGGAAUAUGAUCAGAUUUUGAAUAUGAAGCUCUCUGAACAAUAUGAUGCUUUUGUUAAAUUUACCUAUGAUCAGAUACAAAAAAGAUUUGAAUCUGCAGCUGCGCCAAGUUAUCUAUCCUAAAACAAGAUUCUUAUUUAUAAGGUCAUGUUUCUGUGAAGAAUAUUAGAUUUCUACUGUGUGAGAUAAAUUUUUGCUUGAAAUUUAAUUCAUGGUAUGCAGCACCACCUCGUUCAAGGAAAUAUCAUUAAAAAAAUUCAUACUAUGAUUUACAUUGAAAAAAAAACGUGUCUGAUAAAAAAAAGAAAAAAAUUAGUAAUGUAAGUUUAGUAGGUUUGCAGUAAACAGCAUACUACAAAAAUCUACAGUGUAUACUAUUGAAACUAACAAUAUUUGUACUGUCUGAUGUUAGAAAUACGCUGGUAUCAGGGAACUGUACCGAGAUUAUAACUGUGUACAAAUAUUAAUACGUACAGAAGUUAUACACAGUGCAUGACUAUGCUUGAAGUUGAGAGCUUGACUUGCACAGGGUUCUGUAACGUCGCGUAAUUCAUUAAAAUUAGAUAAAUGUUCAUUUCUUGCACGUUAUAACAAAAAAUGUUAAAAAUAAUAUCAAAUAAUACAAAUAACUCUUUGUUGAUUUAAUGGUACAUUGUAUUAAAUGUUGCUCAAUUGUAUGCAAAUACUCUUGUAAAGCAAGCGUACAAACAUACAUUGAAGUUCUUGGCAGAAAGCACUGUGAAUAUGAAAAAGAUCAUUAAAUAGUAUGUUGGGGAAAGUUGUUCUCAUUGAAUUUUAUCUUAUUUGUACAAAAUAUAUGAUGAAUAACUUUUACGUAUGUAGGAAGCUUUAUUUUGACGAUCAGGGUAUGAAAUAUUUUUGUUUGUGUAUACUUUUCGCGUAUAUAAAUUUUCAAUGCAAGCAGCAUUUCCCCCAAAAUAGAAGUGUUCGAACUUGAAUAACGUAUAUAAUUAAUAAAAUUAAAUUGCCAGCAAAUACACAAAAUAAUUUUUUGUUUAAAAUUAAGAAAUGAAUCUUUGAUGUCUCAGUAUAUUUUAGGAUAAAUUUUUGAUUUGUUAUAAUUACUUACAUUUAAAUGAACUUUUAUGUAUGUGUUACAAGUUCUUUCUUAGCAAAAGUAUUUUUUCUGUUCGAAAUACAAAUACGAAAAUUUGUAAAGAAAUCAAGAUAACGUAUAGUCUAUAGCAUUGUAUGAAUAUAUUGUCAAAAAUAAGUAUUUGAAAUAAAGGUUUCAUAAAAUUUCGCAAAUAUUUCUGUUCCCUGGUAGCAACGACUUUCUGUAGCAUAAUAAAACAGUAAAUAAUGAAUAUACUAUAUCUAUAUUUUAACUGUGCCUAUUAUUAGACAUAUUUAUCACAAUAAUUCUACUACUUAUUACAUAUUGUUAUUGGUUUUAAAAUUAUUUAGUUUAUAAUUAUUUGUUUUUAUAAUCUAUCUUUUUUUUUGCGUUUAUUUUUUUUGUAUUUAAAAAGAGAUUUAGAUAUUUCAAAUGUUUCCUUACUUGCAAAUUUACAUUUUGAGGAAGGGCAUUAACAUUUGCCUUACUUAUUUCCAAAAGGAAGAUGUCUUUCAGUUACCAGAACAAUUUGGAAACAGUACUAAAUAGCGUUUGCACAAUGACAUAAAUAUGAUAUAUCAAUUGUUUAUUGAUUACUGAAUGUGAAAGGAGAAAGGAAUACAAGUGAUUCUAAUUAACAAUGAUAAGUAAUACCUACUUGAGAAACAUGGAUAUUGUUUAUCAUUGUGUAAAAAUAUGCAUAAAUGAUUCCUUAGACAUUCAAGGGAUUUGAUUUCAAUUAAAAUACCUCCAUAUUAUACUAUGUAAGCACUUAUUAUUGAAAUAAAUAUAAAUAUUAAGACUGA